Vombatus ursinus (common wombat) is the source of this 2535-nucleotide messenger RNA. It is a transcript of the gene RPS19BP1, whose product is annotated as ribosomal protein S19 binding protein 1. Gene Ontology annotation, cellular component: nucleolus. Gene Ontology annotation, molecular function: enzyme binding. Lineage: Eukaryota; Metazoa; Chordata; Mammalia; Diprotodontia; Vombatidae. The record is from RefSeq and is a predicted model, not a curated record. The coding region runs from base 15 to 410 and encodes 131 amino acids. The transcript has 4 exons.
UGGGUGGAGGAGCCAUGUCGGCGUCGCUCCUGCGCAAGGGCCUGGAGCUCCUCGGGGAGCCUGCGGCCUCCGGGUCCGGCCGAGGCCCCCAGAACCGGACGCCCCGGAAGCGGCUGUCCAGGAAGAACCAAGCCACGGUCAAGGGGAAGGUCACCAAGUCGGCCCUGGAGGAGUUCAAGAAGCGGCAGGCUCAGGACCACCUGCAGGAGAACCUGAGGUUUAUGAAGCGGACACGAGUGACCGCCGACCCGAAAGUCACCACGAAGGUCCUUCUCCAGAACCGAGGCAGGAAAGCCAGGGACCGACCAGCCACCAAGCCAGUGAAGGAGAAACCCCAGGGCACAGUGUUCACUGAGGAAGACUUCCGCAAGUUCCAGGAGGAAUAUUUUGGGAGUUCUGGAACCAAGUGAUGGAAAGGAAGGAGCCGUUGUCUGGACUGGGCAUGGGCUGGGCUCCUGGGCAGUAUGGGAGGAGGCUCCCUUUUCAGAACAAGGCAGACUCUGGGCCUGAGUGACUGAGAGAGCCUGACGGACAUUCAGAGGCAGGAGGGCAUGGUUUUCACUCUCUGCCACUCCCAGCUUUGGGAGCUGCCCUUCACCUUCAUCCCACACCCCUGCAAACCUCAGGACCCCAGGUGGGCUGCUGUUUGAGACUCAGCCACCAGGUGGCGCUGCUGCUCCUGCUCCCCAAGCUGGGGAGGGAGGGAGGGAGGGGAUGACCCUUGGGGGCUAGAGGUUUGAUACAGAUCCUUUUAUAAAUAAAAAUGAAAAGUCCUGCCCUGUUUGGAAUUGAGGUGAGCCUCGGUCUCAGUCUGGGGCUCUCCAUGAUGGGGCACACCUUCCAACCCUGGACAUGCCCCCAGGUGACAGUAACAGAACCCAAGGAGGGGGUGGGGGGCUUGCAACCCUGGAUGGUUGUCUAUGUCAGGGAGCCCUGGGCACCUGGAGGAGCCUUGGAGCUCUAAGAAGACAAAUGAGGAAACUGAGGCUCAGAGGGAACAGAAAUGACCUGGGGUCAUGAAGCUGGCUAAUGACAGGGCCUGGGGCUGAUGCCUCAGUGACUCUACUACUUUCUUACUAGAAAACCUAGAACUGAUGAUGCAUUCUCCUUUUUGAUUUCUAGUUUUCUGUCAAAUGUCUUAAUCCUGGCCCUGUCAGAGUGAAAUGUGACCUUUUCUCUCACAGCUGGUUCUCAAUUCAAAAAACACCUAGUAUAUUCCAGGAGCAGCACAUCGUAGGUGCUGGGGACACAAAAGAGAAGCUGAAGCAGACCUGCCCUUGAGAAGCUGAUGUUUAAUUAGGAGGAAACAGCGUAAUCACAGAAUAGGCCAUAUAAAGUCAUUUGAGCCUCAGAAAAAUGGGGCUCAUCUUGCACUUCCUUAAAGGACUGAUGGAGCAAACCCUGGGGUUGGAGGGUGGGUUAGUACCAGCACAGAGGAAAGGAUUGAAGGGAGAUCGACAACAGGGGGCAGGGUUGGGUGGAAGGGCGGAAAGGACACUUUGGUGGCUCUGCCUGCUCCCUUUCCUUGCCAUCUGACGGACAGGAAAGUAUUUCCAGAAAGAUAUUCAUUCUUACUAACCCCAGUGAAGGAAGCCAGUUUUCUUAAAUCCAAAGACCGGAAGAGCCAUGAGGAGUCUUGAAACUCAUCUCUAACUCCCUCAUUUGACACAAGGAGAUGGCAGAUCAGAGGUGAGCAGUGGUUUGUCCAUGGUCACGCAGCCAGGGGUGGGGAAUGAGAACAUCUGGUUCUGCUCCAGUUCCGGAUCCUCGCUGGAGGUGAUCUUUGGGCAUAAACAAGGAAGGCGGCCUCCCAGAUACUGUGGGGUGAGUCCUCUGCCAGUGGUAGUAACUACCCACUGUUAGAACCGUGGAGUCCUCAUAAGGAAGUGGUACCCAAAUCUCCAGCCUUCAUCUAAGGAUUAGAGGGGAUCCACAGGCCCUGCCCCAGUUCCACUUGGGAUAGCUCAAAUUAUCAGGAAAUGAAUCCUGCCUUACAUGUCUCCCCCAGUAAGAGAGCUGGCACUACCUCAGUUUUCCAUUUGUGUGCCAGCACUGAGCUUAGUGCUUGGCACAUAGCAAGCACUUAAUAAACACUUUUGUUCAUCCCAUUCCUGACAUGAAGCUGAAGUAGGCAUCUCUGCAGUUUCUUCCCACUGCCCCUCGUUUCAUCCUUUAGCCCCUUCCCCAUGACAGCUAUUGAGGGGAACUUUGUUCCCUCAUGAGUGCUCAGGCCUACUCUCCAGUCUCAGGGCCCUGCUGGUUGCUCUCCUUUGGACGUUCCUGCUCACCCAAACGCCCUCCCUUCUAGUAGAGGUGGGAGGGGUGGGUUUGGAACAUCAGAAGUUCCGUCAGAAGUGGUUUGUUUCCGUUUUGGUAAACGUUUUAUUUUCUCUUGUUUUUUGUUACUAGAGAUGGCUUAUUGGGCAGGGGAUGGCCUAUACCUUCAUUUGGAAAUGAAAGUAAUGUUAAAAAAUCCAUACAAAUGUAAAGCUAUUUCAAAAUAAAUAAAUGUGCCCAGGGCUGAGUCCCAGCUAA